GCAGCUUUAACUUCUCACUUGAGGCUGCCCCUUUUUCUUAUUAUACGCAGCCUGGAUUUCAGGAAUAGGAUUGCUCAUGUGGUCUUUGUGGCUGGGAAUGGCCAAAGACAUGAAGAAUCGACUGGCUUUCCUGCGGAGGAGGAAUGAAUCCCCAGGAAGCAACCCAGCCAGCAAGUUAGACAAAUCUAUGAAGUCAGUCAAGCCCACCCCGGAGGAAGCACUAAAAUGGGGGGACUCACUUGACAAGCUUCUGGGACACAAAUAUGGUCUGGCAGCGUUCAGAGCUUUCCUGCGCACAGAGUUCAGCGAAGAGAAUCUGGAAUUCUGGCUAGCAUGUGAGGAAUACAAGAAGAUUAAGUCCCAGUCCAAGAUGGCCUCAAAAGCCAAGAAAAUCUUUGCAGAAUACAUCGCUAUCCAGUCUUGUAAAGAGGUAAACCUGGAUUCAUACACCAGAGAUCACACUAAGGACAACCUGCAGAAUGUGACGCGCUCCUGCUUCGAGCUAGCGCAGAGGCGGAUAUAUGGGCUGAUGGAGAAGGACUCAUACCCCCGCUUCCUUCGCUCAGAACUCUACUUGGACUUAGUCAACCAAAAAAAGUCCAGCUCCACUUCGACUUCAUCUUCGUCAUAAGAGACCAGAAAAAGGAGGAAUCACAGAGAAAGAGAUGUUGACAAUAGAAAAAAGGGGCAGACUUGAAAAAAAUAGUGGGUGGGUGGGAUGUGAGGUUCUAUGUUUGCCUUUUUCUUUUUUUUUGUGUGUGUGUGUGUGUGUGUGCGUGUGUCUGUCUGUCAUCCUGUCCACUAUGGUUUUUUGUUGUUGUUGUUGUCAUGGUGUGAGAGAAAGCGGUAAAGCUAUAGGCUAUAAGGAAUGUAGUUUACACCGCUACAAGGUGGAUGGAUGAAUGGAUGGAUGGAUGGAUGUUACUAAAUAUACAGAAGCCCCAUGGGAGAGGGCUGGAGCAGGAGCUGGACGCUUGUCUGAUCACUGUUUUUUCUUCUUUCUUUUUUUUAGUGUCAGUCUUUUGUCAGACAAAUGACAAACACAUUUGUUUGUGUUUUUUUUAAGUUUUUGUCCAGUUGUACUGGAGAAAAGGAGGGGUUGCUCAGAAAACCCCCGCAGACACGAAGACAGUCCGGUACUGUUUUGUCACUUGUUUCUUUUACUUUCUAAUAGAACUCCCCACUUUUAGUCCCCCUCCUUUCCUCCAAACCACGUCCUCUGUGAAGCCACUUCAGUCUGGCAAUGCAAGACUACUUCAAAGCUGUUGGUACGACACAAAGUCCUUUUUCGUCGUGUUUUUUCAUCAGGCUCCAAACUCUAUGAUGGAGGGAGGGAGAGAAAAAAAACAAAACAAGAUGAUGUCUGAAUGAAAACUAGCGUCGUGGCUCUGUUUCACAUGUGUUACUUCUGCAGAAUGAGAACACGCACCUCUGUUAAACCCUGCAUCCGCUCAAAGCUUCUAUACACGGCUUUCAACUUAUCCAGUUCAUGCCAAGACUGCGGAGAGAUACUGUGAGUGUUCGACAAGGACAAAGAUGGAGACAGAGAUGGGCGAAGAACACAGAUGUAUAAAUAACGGAUGGACUGGAGCUGUGAUGAAUCACAGAUUAUGUGUCACUCUCACAUUAAAAAGACAUUCAAAGUCACAUUCGAAGCCAGAGAUGGAAAAAAAACGAGGACUUGCUUCCUGUCUCCAAAGACUGUUUACAACAAGGAACGAAAAGUCAAGAAGGAAAAGAGAAAACGUUCUGUGCAGCCAAACGACAUUUCCUUUAACAUUGUAGCUCAUUCUGGACUAAUCGAGGAAGCAUUCUCAGGACAUUGCAAUGACAGGUUCCAAGCUUGGUUUUAUCUCCUCAACUGUUUCCAUUUUUCUACAUUUUCACUGUUUUUAUAUGCUUUAGGGUUUCAACCUGCACUCCCUAUUUCUCCUGAGCAAUAUGCGAGAGGUUGCUCGUCUCAUAGUCAGAGGGGGGGAAAAAAAGGCUUCAUGUUGUAUAAAGGUUUGCCUAUUUAUUUAGAUUAACUUGCUGGAUGCUUCUACACACACCCUCACCUCCUCCAAGGCACUCAGCUAAAAGCUCUCACUUUCCUCUUAACCACCAAACAGGUCCAAUGCUGUCCUGGAUUUAAGUGCAAUAUUUUUUUAUUUUUUAUGUUAUUUUAUUAUUAUUUUGGUUUGUUCAUUUAUUUGAAUAAUUUAGAAUUUUUAUGGGGAAGAUGAACGGCUUGAGCUCUGUAUUAACUUUAUUUGUUAAGAGAGAAAACAAAAAAACUUAGAGCUAUAAGGUUGACUUACAACGUAAACUUUCAUGAACCAUAAGUAGUUUAAUGAAUUUUAAGCAAGUGAUUCUAACUGUGUGUUAAACCCCAGCAGCAGGCAGCUGGGGGCGUUAUGGUUGUAAAUAUAAUUCUUUAAGAAAACUAUGUGAUAACACAUUAAAAACAAACAAAAAAUAAAAAACCAAUAGGUGUGUGCUGGUGUUGAAUGUGGGACCCAGCUGUAUCUAUGUAAAUAUGAGAGACUCAAAACUAUAAGAUGACAUGUAUUGUUAAAAAAAAAAAACAAUAGGCGAGCAAGAGCAGGUACAAUCUGCUCUUUUCCCUGGUCAUACACUGCUUGUAAGGAGUUUUAUGAAAUGCAUUUUAUCAUUUUCACUGUUUACAACUCAAAAUGCAUCUCCUAUUAUAGCAAGUGAAAACAGUAGAGUACAUUUGGUGUCAUUGCUAAUGAUAAAUAAACCAACCAACUGAUGAAGUAA
Scomber japonicus (chub mackerel) is the source of this 2763-nucleotide messenger RNA. RefSeq names its product regulator of G protein signaling 3a (gene rgs3a). Gene Ontology annotation, cellular component: nucleus; plasma membrane. The transcript has 5 exons. NCBI's taxonomy places the organism in Eukaryota, Metazoa, Chordata, Actinopteri, Scombriformes, Scombridae. The coding region runs from base 77 to 631 and encodes 184 amino acids. Gene Ontology annotation, biological process: signal transduction. The record is from RefSeq and is a predicted model, not a curated record.